CUUCCGGUAGCGCGGAGCUUGUAAAACACCCUGGAGAGAAAAUGGCGGCGGCGACGGCGGCGGCUUCGGCGCCCCAGCAGCUCUCGGAUGAGGAGCUUUUCUCUCAGCUCCGCCGUUACGGCUUGUCUCCGGGUCCCGUGACGGAGAGCACCCGGCCGGUCUACCUUAAGAAGCUGAAGAAGCUUCGUGAGGAAGAGCAGCAGCAGCAGCACCGGGCGGGGGGCCGCGGCCACAAGACGCGGAACAGUAAUAACAAUAACACGGCGCUGGCCGCGGCGGGCUCAGCCGCAGCCCCGGCGGGGAUGGCGGGCCGGCCGGGCUCGGGGGACCUCGCGUACUUACGGACGCCCGCGGGCCUCGGCCGCCCGUCGGCCUCGGCUCCCGAGAGCCCCGGGGGAGGCUCCGGGGGCGCGGCGGCCGUCCCCGCGGCGGGCAGCAAAGUGCUGCUGGGCUUCAGCUCGGACGAGUCGGACGUGGAGGCCAGUCCGCGGGAGCCGGCGGGCGGCGGCGGCGCGCGGAGGGACCGGGCUGCGCUCCAGUCCCGCGGCGAGGGCACGAGCGGCCACUCGACCGAGCGGAGGAAGCCCCACUCGUGGUGGGGGGCGCGGAGGCCGGCGGGCCCCGAGCCGCAGCCCCCGGCGGGGACCGACGGAGCCGCGGAGGACGUGGACGAGGAGGGAGCGGACGGCGACGACAGGGACCUCGAGGCCGAGGAGCCGCUGUGGGCCGGCCGAGCCGUGAACGGCAGCCGGCUUCUCCCGUACAGCUGCCGGGAGCACUACUCAGACUCGGAGGAGGAGGAGGAGGAGGGGGACGGCGGCGGCGGCGACGUGGCCUCGGCCAGACAGGUAUUAAAGGAUGACUCCCUUUCCCGGCCUCGACCCAGACGGAGCCAUAGUAAGCCGUUCUCCGCGCUGACUGCUAAAUCGGGCGGCAGCCGGCCGGAGACUUCGGUUCAGGGAGGGGGAGGACUCGCGAUGAAUGACAGGGCGGCGGCCGCUGGGAGUCUAGACAGGAGCCGAAACCUCGAGGAGGCGGCGGCCGAGUCGGGAGGAGGAGGAGGAGGGUGCGAUCAAGUGGACUCCAUGCCUCGAUACCGUACCGGCGCGAAGAAGCUGGCCCCGCUCCUGUCGCCGCCGAGUCCCGACGUGGACUCAACCUUGGAAUCGCCCACGGGGCCCCGCCACAAAACCAAUAAUCACAUAGGCGGCGGGGCCCUCGGCGUGGAUUCUCCCAGUCUGUACGCCAACAGCCUCCCUCCCGGAGCGGCCGUCGCCGGCCCUGGGUCACUCAGGAUCAACCACGCCAACCACACUGGCUCCAAUCACACCUACCUGAAAAACGCCUACGGCAAGCCGAAGAAGCUGUGCGAGCCUGAAGAGGAACUUCUUCAGCAGUUUAAACGUGAGGAGGUGUCUCCGACGGGGAGUUUCAGUGCCCACUACUUGUCGAUGUUCCUCCUAACCGCUGCCUGCUUAUUUUUCCUAAUACUGGGACUGACUUACCUAGGAAUGAGAGGGACGGGAGUACCCGAGGACGGAGGACUCAUAAAAAACCCCUUUGAUGAGACAUUUGGAAAAAUACAAGAAAGUGAAAAAAAUCUUAUGAUGAGCACAUUGUACAAACUUCAUGAUCGAUUGGCCCAGAUUGCAGGAGAUCAUGAAUGUGGCAGUUCUAGUCAAAGGAUGCUUUCUGUCCAAGAAGCAGCUGCAUAUUUAAAAAAUUUAGGUCCUGAGUAUGAAGAUGUAUUUAAUACUUCAUUGCUGUGGAUUUUUAAAAAUGGGAAAGAUGUUGGAAUAAGGUGUGUUGGUUAUGGGCCAGAGGAAGACCUGGCAAAUGUAACUGAUGUGCAGUUUUUACAGUCCACCAGACCCCAGAUGUCAUUCUGGUGCCGUUUCCGGCGUGCUUUCAUUACUGUGACCCAUAGGCUAUUGUUGUUAUGUUUAGGUGUGGUGAUGGUCUGUGUUGUUCUCCGUUACAUGAAAUACCGCUGGACUAAGGAGGAAGAGGAAACAAGGCAGAUGUAUGAUAUGGUAGUAAAGAUUAUAGAUGUUUUACGAAGUCAUAAUGAAGCUUGCCAGGAAACUAAAGAUUUACAGCCUUACAUGCCUAUUCCACAUGUUCGAGAUUCCUUAAUACAGCCACAUGACAGGAAAAAGAUGAAGAAAGUCUGGGAUAGAGCUGUUGACUUCCUUGCUGCUAAUGAAUCUAGAGUGCGUACGGAGACUCGAAGAGUAGGCGGUGCAGACUUUCUCGUUUGGCGGUGGAUCCAGCCUUCUGCAGCUUGUGACAAGACAUUAGUUAUACCCUCUAAAGUAUGGCAAGGUCAAGCAUUUCACUUAGAUAGAAGAAAUUCACCACCAAAUAGUUUGACUCCGUGUUUAAAGAUCCGAAAUAUGUUUGACCCAGUUAUGGAAAUAGGAGACCACUGGCAUCUGGCGAUUCAAGAAGCAAUUUUAGAGAAGUGCAGCGAUAAUGACGGUAUUGUUCAUAUUGCGGUAGACAGAAACUCACGUGAGGGUUGUGUAUAUGUUAAAUGUUUGUCUCCAGAAUAUGCUGGGAAGGCUUUUAAAGCAUUGCAUGGCUCUUGGUUUGAUGGAAAAUUGGUUACAGUAAAAUACUUACGACUAGAUAGAUACCACCAUCGCUUUCCCCAGGCUCUCACUUGCAACACUCCCUUGAAGCCAUCAAAUAAACAUAUGAACUCUAUGUCUCACCUGCGCCUACGGACUGGCCUAGCUAAUUCUCAAGGAAGUUCCUGAAAAGAUGUCUUCACUCCUAGGACUGUUAAUUUAAAUAGGAAAAUUCCCAUUUGGCUUCCUGUCUUCCUUUUAAAAUGCUUUUUGUAUGUAAUAUUUUUAUUGCCGAAGACAGCUGUUUGAAAGUUCCUGAAAUCAUAAGGUUUCAAAGGGAUUUAGAAGUGAGGCAGCAAUUCUGAGUAGGUAGAAUAAUUGUUGUGUUCAGUUUGGGAAGCUCAGUUAAGCCAGUGCAUUUGAAGUUGUGCAUGAGGAGCACUGACUUGAUAUUAAGCGGUUCAGAGCUGGUGGUUAUAUUUUUGCACCAAGAAGUGUUCAGAUGACCACAUAAGAGCAUGGCAAAGCAGCUUUUUUUUUUGUAUUUCCAUAAUUUGUGAACUAAUGUGAAUUUUUGUAUACAGUAAGCUGCAUAGUUCCUUACAGGCUAUUGUGGCAAAACUGUUCAUUUCCCACUUUAACCUUAGGUUUCUAUUGCUUGUAAAAGGUUCAUUUGCUGCAGCUGGAAUAUGGGGAAACUUAAUUGGUUUUAAUGGUUACGUACACGUGUAAGUGGGUGUACAUGUGCUUACAUUGGCCUUUGUAUAUAUGUGUAAAUGCUGAUGGUAGUGAAAGCCUUGUUUUGUGAGAAUGUCUGCAUUAGCAGUAAAAUAAGCUUUCUAUUUUAUUCAUAAUCUAAUCUGUAUAUGUGUGUGUGUGUGUGUGUGUGUGUGUGUGUGUGUGUGUGUGUUCGUUCGUAGCUGUGUGCUUAUGUACAUAUGUACAUAUCCACACAGAUAUAUACAUAUGGCUGUAUAGUCAUAGAUGAUCAAGCAGCCUAAUACCUGGAAGUAUUAGAUACAUGUUUAAAAUAUCUUUUAUAGAUUUUAUAUAAAAAUACCUGAGUAUGGUUUUGUGUGGAAGUUCUGGCACCAGCUGUAAUGAGUUCAAAUUUGUGAGCAAUAAAGAAGCGAUUGGCAGAUACUGGAAAAUAUUUUGUGAAAAGCUGUAUUUAUUAUAAAUACUGGGACUAUGGCAGAACUAAAGGGAUUAAUGUCAUUUCCCAGUCUGUUUAUAGCUUAAAGAAAUGUUAGCUCCUGUUCUAUGUCCAGUGUAAAACAGGGUGCAUUGUUGCAGCAAAAUGUACUAGACAAAUUUUCCUUGGAAUGUUGGGCCAUGCAAGUCUGCAGUGUAGAUCGUGCACAAAUGACCGUUGGUUUGUGCCUCAGUGUUUAUUUCAGUAAAGCUACUUUAUUACUGUUUAUGAUUUCAGAUCAAAAUAGUUACGGAUCAGGGUUUACUUGUAACCUAAAAAUUGGCUUUUUGAAAAAUAACCUGCUGGAUAGAUCAUUGUUGGUCCAAGUGAAGAUGUGAAACAGCUGGAAUUACAAGAAUCUUAAUUUUUAUUUUAAGUUCAGUUUUCUUUUUGUUGUAUAUGUGUUGGGUUUGCAGCAUGAACUUGCACAGAUAAUGCACGUUUUCUGGUUAAGUAAACAUGAUGCACACUAUUCUGUAACAGAAAACCCCUGUGCCUUACCUGUGUGCUUUUGUGGGCACCAUGUUUAUGAAGAAUAAAUGAUUUGUUAUCAGAAGAGAAUAAAUUUUAAAUUCUCAAUCUAUGUCUCAGAUGCGAAUGUGUUAAAAUAUAAAUAUAUAUAUAUAAUAUAUAAAGUAACCAAUCUUUCUGUAUUUUAUGUGCAUCAUAGUGAUUUAUUUGAGCUUAGUGACACAAUCUUGUAACCUGUUGCAAGAGUGAAUGUAAAAUAUAGUUGUGGCAUUUAAACAGUCACCUUCUGAUGCGGAUGCAUCUUUUUGUGCUUCUAAGAUAUAUCUCAUGUAAACAUUGUACAUUUAUUACUGUAAUAUAUACUAUUAUGCAGCUUAUUUUACCUGGAACUCUUAAACCGACCAAGAGUCCUCCCUGUAAGACAGAUGGGAAUGUGUAUAAUAAUUAGGUAUUUGAAAAGCUCUGCUUUGAUGUAAUUUGUUUCUUGUUCUGUUUAAAAAAAGAAGGAAAACAUUCUAAUUAAAAUUUUAUUAGGUUUUUUAAAAACAAGCGUCUUUGUUUUAAAGAAA
Mastomys coucha (southern multimammate mouse) is the source of this 4808-nucleotide messenger RNA. RefSeq names its product LEM domain containing 3 (gene Lemd3). The transcript is spliced from 13 exons. Gene Ontology annotation, biological process: nuclear envelope organization; negative regulation of BMP signaling pathway. The record is from RefSeq and is a predicted model, not a curated record. Gene Ontology annotation, cellular component: nuclear inner membrane. Gene Ontology annotation, molecular function: chromatin DNA binding. The coding region runs from base 42 to 2762 and encodes 906 amino acids. NCBI's taxonomy places the organism in Eukaryota, Metazoa, Chordata, Mammalia, Rodentia, Muridae.